GGCAUUAGUUUUUAGGCUGCAGUCCUGUGAGUUUUUUACACCGUCACUGUCGCUUCGGCCCGUGGGUCUCACCAACAACAGCUGCUGAGAGAACGUCAGAGAAAUGAAUCUCCCGUGUGCGGAGGAGGCGACAGACACAGGCUUUGAUAAAACGGUUAAACCAUCAUGAUUCCCAUCACCGAGUUGCGGUACUUUGCUGACACCCAGCCAGCGUACCGUAUCCUGAAGCCAUGGUGGGACGUUUUCACCGACUACAUCUCAGUCAUCAUGCUGAUGAUUGCAGUGUUCGGUGGUACACUGCAGGUCACACAGGAUAAGAUGAUCUGCCUGCCCUGCAAGUGGGUGAUCAACAAGUCCUGUGAGACCAUGCCCAUCUCUAACUUGACCAUCCCGUAUGCAUUAGAACCAAAAGGCAUUCAAUAUAACCUAGACCGUCAUCAGUAUAAUUACGUGGACGCCGUCUGCUACGAAAAUGAGCUCCACUGGUUUGCCAAAUAUUUUCCUUAUCUGGUGCUACUCCACACUCUUAUCUUCCUGGCCUGCAGCAACUUCUGGUUCAAGUUUCCCCGCACCAGUUCAAAACUGGAGCACUUUGUCUCUAUCCUUCUCAAGUGUUUCGACUCCCCAUGGACUACAAGGGCAUUGUCUGAGACCGUGGUGGAGGAGAGUGAUCCUAAACCUCUAGGAAAAAUGAAUGGUUCAUUAGAUAAGAAAGCCUCAAGUGUGAGUGAGGAUGUCGAGGCCAGUGUGCCCAUGCUUCAGCGAACAAAGUCCAGAAUCGAACAAGGAAUUGUGGAUCGCUCGGAAACUGGUGUUUUAGAUAAAAAAGAAGGGGAACAGGCCAAGGCUCUUUUUGAAAAGGUGAAGAAGUUCAGGGUCCACGUAGAGGAGGGAGAUAUUGUCUAUCGCCUCUACAUACGUCAGACAAUUAUCAAAGUAAUCAAAUUUUUACUCAUAAUUAGCUACACAGCCUACUAUGUACGCUACAUCCGGUUCAGUGUAGUGUGUGAAGUGAACCUCGAGAAGCUAACAGGGUACGGCACGUUUUCUUGUGCCCAUCCAUUAGCCACACUUUUCAAGAUCUUGGCAUGUUUCUACAUUAGCCUGGUGGUGGUUUAUGGUCUCAUCUGCAUGUACACACUGUGUUGGAUGCUUAGGCGCUCCCUCAAACGAUACUCCUUUGAAUCAAUUAGAGAGGAGAGCAGCUAUAGCGACAUUCCUGAUGUGAAGAACGACUUUGCCUUCAUGCUUCAUAUGAUUGAUCAGUAUGACCCUCUUUACUCCAAACGCUUUGCGGUUUUCCUGUCAGAGGUGAGCGAGAACAAGCUGAGGCAGUUGAACUUGAACAACGAGUGGACAUUGGAGAAGUUGAGGCAGCGCAUCACCAAAAACUCCCAGGAGAAGCUUGAGUUACAUCUGUUCAUGCUCAGUGGGAUCCCAGAUACAGUUUUUGAUCUUGUAGAACUUGAGGUGCUUAAGCUGGAGCUCAUCCCCGAUGUCACUAUACCACCAAUCAUAGCCCAACUCUCCAACCUGAAAGAAAUGUGGCUUUACCACACACCGGCAAAAAUUGAGGCUCCAGCUCUGGCCUUCUUGAGAGAAAACCUGAAGUCACUCCACAUUAAAUUCACUGACAUCAAGGAGAUCCCAUUGUGGAUCUACAGCCUAAAGAAUCUUAGUGAGUUGCACCUGACGGGCAACCUGAGUGCUGAGAACAAUCGUUACAUUGUCAUCGAUGGGCUCAGAGAGUUGAAAAGACUCAAGGUCCUGCGUCUUAAAAGCAACCUGACCAAGCUUCCACAGGUGGUGACAGAUGUGGGCGUGCACCUUCAGAAGCUUUCCAUCAAUAAUGAGGGCACCAAGUUGAUGGUGCUCAACAGCCUAAAGAAAAUGGUCAACCUGACAGAGCUUGAGCUUGUUCGCUGUGACCUUGAACGCAUCCCACACUCCAUCUUCAGUCUGCACAACCUGCAGGAGAUUGACCUGAAGGACAACAACCUGAAGACAAUAGAGGAGAUCAUCAGCUUCCAGCACCUGCAUCGGCUGGUCUGCCUCAAACUCUGGUACAACCAGAUCGCUUACAUACCCAUGCAAAUUGGUACUCUUACCAACCUGGAGAGGCUUUAUCUGAACAGGAAUAAGAUUGAGAAAAUCCCCAGCCAGCUUUUCUUCUGCCGCAAGCUUCGCUUUUUGGACCUGAGUCACAACAAUCUGACCAGCAUCCAUGCUGAUGUUGGCUUCCUACAGAACCUGCAGUACUUUGCUGUGACAGCAAACAGGAUUGAGACGUUGCCGCCGGAGCUUUUCCAGUGUAGGAAGCUGCGCACACUGAAUCUGGGAAACAACUGCCUCCAGACGCUGCCAUCACGCUUCGGAGAGCUCACAGGUUUGACCCAGCUGGAGCUGAGAGGCAACCGGCUUGAGUGUCUUCCAGUGGAGCUGGGUGAGUGUCGGCUGCUAAAGAGGAGUGGGCUGGUGGUGGAGGAAGACCUUUUCAAUAUGCUGCCGCCAGAGGUCAAAGAGCAGCUCUGGAGGGCAGACAAAGAGCAGGCGCACUACUAAAAUAUGCAAAAGUCCUGACAGUGGAACAUGCUUCAAAAAUUCCUGCCUGAAAUCGCUUUAGUCUGGCUGCACAUUGCUGACAUC
Cynoglossus semilaevis (tongue sole) is the source of this 2646-nucleotide messenger RNA. RefSeq names its product leucine rich repeat containing 8 VRAC subunit Aa (gene lrrc8aa). Bases 166 to 2562 code for a protein of 798 amino acids. The record is from RefSeq and is a predicted model, not a curated record. Gene Ontology annotation, cellular component: cytoplasm. The transcript has 4 exons. Lineage: Eukaryota; Metazoa; Chordata; Actinopteri; Pleuronectiformes; Cynoglossidae. Gene Ontology annotation, molecular function: protein binding.